UGUUCCCGAGUCAAAUCAGCCUGGGAUCAGGCUGCAGGGCGAACUCAAAGCAAACAAGCAGUAGGAAACAUUGCACUUGAAAACAAAACAGCGAAAGAUUGAGGCCGGCUUGCAAGCGCAGCAAAAAGACAAGCCUGUUUUGCAUCGCCCCCUCCAUCAUCACUCGGCGCGGACUUUGCAAAGACACUUUUGCGCGGGUGGGAGGCGGGUUGAGGCAGCAGGAAGAGGAGGAGGAAGUGCGGGAAGCUCGUUGCUCUGGAAGGAGAGGCGGGUUUGCCACGAUCAUGGCUGCUAGGAACCAGGGGACGGCACUAGACCUCAGCUGGCUUGCGAGAGUCCGGGUGAACCAGCCAGCGGUCCUGAGGCGGGCAGCUCAAAUUCAGACACAACGGGCUGUGAAAAAGAAUUGGCAGGCAGCUUGGCACCUGAGGGCCGUCACCUGCAUCGACCUCACCACCCUUUCGGGUGAUGACGCCCCUUCCAACGUCUGCAGAUUGUGCUACAAAGCCAAGCAUCCCAUCCGAGGGGAUCUGUUGCAAGCUAUGAACGUGGACGACAAAGGCAUUACUACUGCUGCCGUUUGCGUCUAUCCAGCAAGAGUCUCUGAUGCAGUGAAAGCACUCAAGGCUGCUGGCUGUGACAUCCCAGUAGCUUCAGUGGCAACCGGAUUUCCAGCAGGACAGACACAUCUGAAAACCCGCUUGGAGGAGAUCCGCCUCGCCGUGGAAGAUGGCGCCAGAGAGAUCGACAUUGUCAUUAACAGAACCUUAGUCCUGACAGGCCAGUGGGAAGGUCUCUACGAAGAAAUACGUCAGUGUCGUCAGGCCUGUGGAGAAGCUCAUAUGAAAACUAUUUUGGGGACAGGAGAGCUGGGAUCGCUUACUAAUGUCUACAAAGCAAGCCUUGUAGCCAUGAUGGCAGGUUCUGAUUUUAUCAAGACUUCCACAGGAAAAGAAACAGUUAAUGCUACCUUUCCCGUUGGGCUCGUCAUGGUGAGAGCUAUUAGAGACUUCUUCUGGAAAACUGGCUAUAAGGUUGGCUUUAAGCCUGCGGGAGGCAUUCGCACGGCCAAAGAUGCCCUGAUCUGGCUCUCGCUGAUGAAGGAAGAACUAGGAGAUGAGUGGCUAAAGCCAGAACUCUUUCGCCUGGGGGCCAGCACUUUGCUGGGAGAUAUUGAGAGACAGAUUUACCACCAUGUGACCGGCAGAUACGCAGCUUACUAUGACCUGCCUAUGGCUUAGACCAGCGACUAAUUCAUGAUAUGAAAGAGAGAGAAGGAAAAAGAAGAAAAAGGGGGAUACACAGAAGAGGCGUAAGCAAGCAACGUCCUCGAAUCCUUUCUUGCAAACAAGUCCAAGAUGUGCUUGGGAAAGGAUUAAAGGGCAAGGGGCUUCUGACUCACUUUUUCACUAAGCCGGACAAGUGCUCAUGAUUAUAAGAGAAAUUCUGGAUUUUGAAGGUUUUCCCAGGUCAAUUUUGCUGUGCCUCAUUCACUGCAACAUUAAUACCAGCGGGAGGGGAGAGGGGCAAAGAGAUGAUCAAAUGAUUAAUUUAGUGUGAAUUUUGUAUUAAUGGGUUUGUUUUUUGUACUGCUGUUUCCCACCCACCCCUCUUCCCCAUUGCAUAGGCUGCCUUAAGGUGGCCCUGAAAUAAACUAUAACAUGGUCUCCAAUAUCAGGAUGGACAGAGUUGCAUACUCUUUUGAGAGUCAAGUGUCUGAGACUGCCUGCCCCUUCUCUAAAGCUGGGCUGCAGGCUUCAGGUCUGUUCCCAAAAUAAUGCAAACGGCAGGCAUUAAAAAGAAGAAGCUCUUAUUUAUGCCCACCUGCCACCUAAACUGAAUUGCAAGUGAUAUCUGAAAGUCUCCAGAGUCUCCGAAGCAACUUUUGAUGUAUUCAGUGGGAGCCGGGGAGGUGUUACUAGUCUAAACAAGAACAAAAAGAUUCAUUUAUAUAGGUCAGACAAAGAAUUGUGGACACGGAGAGACAGCUGGACAGCAUGAGGUCCCCGGAUUUCAACAUAGCUGAAAACGAGAAAUACGUUGCUGCCCCGGAAGCGUAUCUCUUUUACCUAGAAUCCAGAAACUCAAGAAGAGCCUUCACGCUUGCCCAAAGCUCGGCAUUGCCCUUGCCAGUGCUGUUAGGCUCCUUCCAUACGAGCAGAGACUCUGCUUCUGCCCAUUGGGGGAAGUAGGCAGCCCUGAACAUCUUUUUUUUUAGAUGCCCUCUGUGCGAUAAGGCACGCAGAGAUACCAUCGCCCCCAUUCUGGAGAGCCUGGCCGACCUCCCAGAUAAGACCAAACUAAAUGCCCUGCUAUUAGGAAAGGAGCAAAAGUUAACUCGGACGGUAGCCAGAUUCUGCACGCAGAUACGCAGGACCAGUCUUACCCCCCCCCCAAGAACAAGACAGCCAAUGGAAUAGCAAACUCGGGAUUGGACUGUGGGAAGUAGUUCCUCCGUCCUGGAUUGCAACCUACUGUACUCCACAUUGUACAGGAUACAGUGGUGCCUCGACUUACAAGUUUAAUCCGUUCCGAAGGCACCUUCGUAAGUCGAAAAAUUCAUAAGUCAAAAAACGCCAUUGGAAACGCGAUUUCCUAUAGGAAUGCAUUGGAAACGGGAAAAUUAGUAAGUCGAAGCAACCCUAUCUAAAAAUUUGUAAGUUGAAAAAUCCCUAUCUAAAACCGCUGUGGUUCCCCCCCCCCGGAUGUCGAGACAUUCAUAAGCGUGCGGCCAUGAGCCCCAUUCGUAAGUCGAAAAAUUCAGUUGUCGAGUCGUUCAUAAGUUGAGGUCCCACUGUACUCUACUUUUUUUGAGAUCCAGCAAGGUGCAUGGCAUUUACGGGCUGCUAAAACCAUAACUCAACCUCAGCCGCACCCUUACACAAGAGUCUACAAGCACAUGCCUUGGAGCUGAGCCCAGUGAUUCUGGAGCACAGGGAAAGGGCAGCAGCACACAGAAAAGCAGGAGCUUUCCCGUUCAUUGAGAUAUUUGGGGGAUUUUUCUGAAUGAGCGAUCCCGACAGGCAUGCAAGCGACCUGCUCUUGAGCUGGAAACCUCUCCUGCUUUCGCAGAGAGCAUUGCACAUACAGGAACUCAACAGAACUCUGAAAUGCAGUACACAGACCUGUCCACAAAUUUCCCAUUUGCUUUUAAAGUCCUUUUAAUUCUUUGUAGGCUGGCGGAGGGAGGAAUCGUGUACAAAUACUGUGCAGAAUUGUUUCACGUGCCUUAAAUCUGAGCCUCUGGUGGGGUUUUUUAAAAAAAAAUAUAAGAAAGGAUGGGAUUAUACUUCAUGAAAUCUUGUCUCAACUUCUAACUUUGCAGAAAUAAAUUGCUUGACAUUUUAAGAACAUAUGUUUAAAUAAAAAAAAUAUUCUGUGCAGGGAUUGUUCUCCUGUUUCGCUUGAGAUUAAUUACCGUGCACACGCGAUUUAACUAAAAAUAAUCGCUACCUUUCUAAAGAUCAGGCCACCACGAGCUUUGUGCCUUAUUUUGUUGCUGCCUUUUGCUGGGGAAGGAAGUGGGGCUCAGGCACUGGGGCAGACUUCGGAUUUUCCCCCUUUUCUCUCUUAGACUUCCAGUUCCCGCUGCCACCAUUGCAUGGAACUGCCAACUCAAAAAGAAACAUUUGGCUUGCUUUAAAAAAAAGGGGGGGUGCAGGAUUGCAGGGCUGCCUAGAACAGUGUUUCUCAAAACUUGGGUCUCCAGCCAUUGUUGGACUACAACUCCCAUCAAACCAAGCUAGUGUUGGAAUAUUCUAGAAGAAACUUGUAAAUGGCCUUGGACAAGAUGCUAGGCAAUGGAAAUUUCCCCCAGCAACAGGUGUCCUUAGCAGGGCAUGCAAUCAACUUAAGUCUGGGUCAGUGUAAAUGAGUACAGCUAUGUGAAUGAGUCAGGAUCAGGUCUCUGGCUGGAUGGCUAAAAAGAGAAAAAGAUUAUGUUUCUUUAUUUGCUUUCCCCUCCCUUUAUUAAUGACCAAUGUAAAGUUCUGUAAAUAAGAAAGACUCUUAGAAACAGAAACCAAAUGGUGUUUCUUCCUGUGAUGGGAAUUUCACUAAGAGAUAGCUGGAAUGCUGCUGCUGCUGCUGCUGCUGUAAAGAAAUAAAAGAUGCAGGAAAACUUCUGUAAAAAGAACUCUGCUGCAGACAGAAAUGAAAAUCUAAGAGUAGAUGCUCAUGCACCAACAGCUAGCAGUCCCAGUGGUCAGGGGUGAUGGGAGUUGUAGUCCAGCUGGAGACCCAAAUUUGAGAUGAAGACGGGUAGACUGGGGUAUACUGGUCAAUCUCUUGAGUGAUCUGUAGUAGCUUGACAAGGAUUUCUGACUCCCAGUUUAACAGGAACAAUAACAGGACUUCCUGCAUCUACAGGUGAAUCUCGGGAAAUUAGAAUAUCCUCGAAAAGUGCAUUUAUUUCAGUAAUGCAACUUAAAAGGUGAAACCAAUAUAUGAGAUAGAUGCAUGACAUGCAAAGCAAGAUAUGUCAAGCCUUGAUUUGUUGUAAUUAUUUGUCGUUAGACGGGUCAAUGAAGCUGUCUGCAGACGAAUGCUGGCUCCCUCGGCCUAUAGAGCGAGAUGAGCUCUACAACCCUAGAGUCGGACACGACUGGACCUGAUGGUCAGGGGCCCCUUUACCUUUACCUUUAGGCGGGUCAAUUAUAAAUGGAAUGUAAUUAAUGAAAUGUAAUAGCGAUGUUUAUUUUUGUAUUAUUGUAACUAUUUGUUUUAUUACUGCGGAAUUUCCAAAAGAAAGCAUUUGUAAAAAUUAAAAGGAAAAUAAAAAAUAACAAGUUGCAUUACUGAAAUAAAUGCACUUUUCGACGAUA
Messenger RNA from Zootoca vivipara (common lizard), 4823 nucleotides. RefSeq names its product deoxyribose-phosphate aldolase (gene DERA). The record is from RefSeq and is a predicted model, not a curated record. Gene Ontology annotation, biological process: deoxyribonucleotide catabolic process; carbohydrate catabolic process. Gene Ontology annotation, cellular component: cytoplasm. Gene Ontology annotation, molecular function: deoxyribose-phosphate aldolase activity. Lineage: Eukaryota; Metazoa; Chordata; Lepidosauria; Squamata; Lacertidae.